Ectocarpus siliculosus is the source of this 4284-nucleotide messenger RNA. The record is from the annotation of a GenBank genome assembly. NCBI's taxonomy places the organism in Eukaryota, Phaeophyceae, Ectocarpales, Ectocarpaceae.
AUGGCCAAGGGACAGGGCAAGAGGCAGCGCAACAGAGGCCAGCAGGCCAAGAUGCUGCAGGCCGUCCUCGUUGGCGCGGCCAUGGGGUCCACCACGGCGUUCGUUCCUUCCGUGAGACCAAACCUCGGCUCCGCCGCCGCCGCGACCUCCUCGGUGGCACCCGGCGCCGCCACCGUGCGAGCCAUGGACAGCUGGGCCAAGGUGGCCGCCCCGCGCAGGAGCUCGAGGUCGAGGGCGGUGGAGGCCCACGGCCUGCAGAUGGUCUCGGCGGGGAUCGAGAAGGGUAUGUUCACGACGUCCAACCCGGACGACCGGCGGGUGCUGCCCGAGACGAGGGAUGGCAAGGCCUACUUCAAGGUGACGUACGUGGUGCUGGAGUCCCAGUACCAGAGCUCCCUGACGAAGGCGUGCCAGCGCAUCAACGAGAGCCGCGACGACGUUUGCGUGGAGUGCGUGGGCUACCUGCUCGAGGAGCUCCGCGACCCCAAGAACGUGGCCGCCUUCAAGAAGGACGUGGAGUCCUCCAACAUCUUCAUCGGGUCCCUCAUCUUCGUGCAGGAGCUCGCCGAGGAGGUGCAGAAGGUGGUGGAGCCCCUGCGGGACCAGCUGGACGCUGUGGUUGUGUUCCCUUCCAUGCCCGAGGUCAUGCGCCUCAACAAGGUCGGGUCCUUCACCAUGCAGAACCUCGGACAGAGCAAGUCGGUCGUGUCGGACUUCAUGAAGAAGAAGAAGAAGGAGGACGGGUCUUCGUUCGAGGAGGGCAUGCUCAAGCUCCUCCGCACCCUCCCCAAGGUGCUCAAGUACCUGCCUUCGGACAAGGCCAAGGACGCCCGGAACUUCAUGAUGUCCUUCCAGUACUGGCUGGGUGGCUCCCCCGAGAACGUGGAGAGCCUGCUGCUGACCCUGGCCAAAUCCUACGUGCCGGAGGUGAGGGAGAUGGACACCGUCAAGGAGAAGGAUAUCGCCGAGCCCGUGCUCCUCCCCGACAAGGGCAUCUGGCACCCCGUCGCGGACAAGGUGUUCGAGAACGCCGACGAGUACCUCUCCUGGUACAACAAGGAACACGCCCCGGCGGCCGGGAUCAAGCCCGAGGCCCCCGUGGUCGGCCUGGUGCUGCAGAAGAGCCACAUCAAUACCAAGGACGAGUGCCACUACGUCGCUCUCGUCGCCGAACUCGAGGCUCGCGGCGCAAAGGUGAUGACUCUCUACACCGGUGGGCUGGACUUCUCCGGCCCCGUGGAGGAGUACUUCAUCUCCAACGGCAAGUCCGUCGUCGACACCUGCAUCAACCUGACCGGAUUCGCGCUCGUCGGGGGGCCCGCCAGCCAGGACCACGCCAAGGCGGUGUCCACGCUGGAGAAGCUCAACGUGCCGUACCUGUGCACCGUGCCUCUGGUGUUCCAGUCGUUCGAGGAGUGGCAGGCGUCCGAGCUCGGCCUGCACCCCAUCCAAGUCGCCCUGCAGGUGUCUCUCCCUGAGAUCGACGGAGCCAUCGAGCCGAUCAUCUACGCCGGGCGCGAGGGCGCCACCGGGCGCUCGGUCCCCCUCUCGGACCGCGUGCAGCUCGUUGCUGACCGUGCCCUCAAGUGGGCCAACCUCCGAGCCAAGAAGAACGCGGAGAAGAAGCUGGCCGUGACAAUCUUCAGCUUCCCCCCGGACAAGGGCAACGUCGGCACCGCCGCCUACCUUGACGUCUUCGGCUCUAUCCACACCGUGCUCUCCAAGCUCAAGAAGGAAGGGUACGACGUCGGAGACCUGCCCGACGACUCGCGUGCUCUGAUGGAGCGAAUCCUCAACGACCCGGAGGCCAGGAUCGACUCCCCCGAGAUGAACGUUGAGUACCGCAUGUCGGUCCAGGAGUACGAGGAGCUCACCCCCUACGCCGGGGACCUCGUCGAGAACUGGGGCAAGGCUCCCGGCCACCUAAACUCGGACGGCCAAAACCUCCUCGUGUUCGGGUGCAAGUUCGGGAACGUCUUCAUUGGCGUCCAGCCCACCUUCGGAUACGAGGGCGACCCGAUGCGUCUCCUCUUCUCCAAGUCCGCCUCCCCCCACCACGGGUUCGCGGCGUACUACACGUACCUCGAGAAGAUCUUCAAGGCGGACGCGGUCCUCCACUUCGGCACCCACGGUUCCCUCGAGUUCAUGCCCGGCAAGCAGGUCGGCAUGUCCGGCGCGUGCUACCCGGACCGCCUGAUCAACUCCAUCCCCAACAUCUACUACUACGCGGCGAACAACCCUUCGGAGGCCACCAUCGCCAAGCGUCGCUCGUACGCCGCGACCAUCUCGUACCUCACCCCACCUGCCGAGAACGCUGGUCUCUACAAGGGCCUCAAGGAGCUGAACGAGCUGGUGUCUUCGUACCAAGGCCUCCGCGACAACGGUGCUCGCGGCCCUUCCAUCGUCAGCGCUUCCAUCGCGUGCGCCCGAACGUGCAACCUUGACAAGGACAUCAAGGACCUCCCCUCUGACGACACCGACACCAAGUUGAUGACCAUCGAGGAGCGCGACAACAUCAUCGGCAAGAUCUACCGCCGCCUCAUGGAGAUCGAGUCCCGCCUGCUCCCCUGCGGCCUCCACACCGUCGGCGUUCCCCCCACGUCGGCGGAGGCGGUGGCCACCUUGGUCAACAUCGCGUCGCUCGACCGCCCGGAGGACGGCAUCAAGUCGCUGCCUCGCAUCGCCGCGGAGUCGAUGGGGCGCGAGAUCGGGGAGAUUUACACGAACGCCGACAACGGAGACCUCGACGACGUUCAGCUCCUGCAGCAGGUGACCGAGGCGUGCCGCGCGGCCGUGCUGGCGUGCGUCGAGCGUUCGACGAACUCGGAGGGACGCAUCGUGGAGGUCAACCCCUUCGCCGACUUCUUCAGCAAGGCUGUCUCCGGUGGCAGCAGCCCGAUGAAGGCCGCCCUCGAGCAGUUCGGCUUCAAGGGGUGCAAGGACGCUGACCUGGAGCCCGUGUUCACUUACCUCGAGUUCUGCCUCAAGCAGGUGGUCGCCGACAACGAGCUCGGCGGACUCCUCGGCGCUCUGAACGGCGAGUACAUCCCCCCGGGCCCCGGCGGCGACCCCAUCCGCAACCCCGACGUGCUCCCGACCGGCAAGAACAUGCACGCUCUCGACCCCCAGUCUAUCCCGACCAAGGCGGCCGUGGACUGCGCAAUGGUGGUCGUGGACCGCCUCCUGGAGAGGCUCUCGGCGGAGCAGGACGGCGAGUACCCGGAGACGGUGGCGUUCACCCUGUGGGGCACGGACAACAUCAAGACCUACGGAGAGUCGCUCGCCCAGGUGCUCUGCCUCGCCGGUGUCAGGCCCAUCGCCGACUCCAUCGGCCGCGUGAACAAGCUGGAGCUCAUCCCGCUUGAGGAGCUCGGCCGUCCCCGCGUGGACGUGGUGGUGUCAUGCUCCGGCGUGUUCCGCGAUCUCUUCAUCAACCAGAUGAACUUGCUCGACAGAGGAAUCAAGAUGGCUGCCGAGGCCGACGAGCCCGCAGACAUGAACUUCGUCCGCAAGCACGCCCUCGAGCAGGCGGAGGAGUUCGGCCUCUCCGUCCGCGACGCCGCCACCCGCGUCUUCUCCAACGCGGCGGGGUCCUACUCGGCCAACGUCGGCCUGGCGAUCGAGAACGGUGGCUGGGAGGGCGAGGAGCAGCUGCAGGAGCAGUUCGUGGGCCGCAAGGGCUUCGCUUUCAACGCCGACAAGCCCGGCAUGAUGGAGCAGCAGACGGACAAGUUCAAGAUGGCGCUCAAGACGGUGGACGUCACCUUCCAGAACCUGGACUCUUCGGAGAUCUCGCUCACCGACGUGAGCCACUACUACGACUCGGACCCGACCAAGGUCGUGUCCAGCCUCCGCGACGACAAGAAGAAGCCGUCGUCCUUCAUGGCCGACACCACCACCGCCAACGCGCAGGUGCGGACGCUGUCGGAGACGGUCCGCCUGGACGCGCGCACCAAGCUCCUCAACCCCAAGUUCUACGAGGGCAUGCUCGCCUCCGGGUACGAGGGGACCAGGGAGAUCACCAAGCGCCUGCGGAACACCAUGGGCUGGGCGGCGACGGCGGGCGAGGUGGACAACUUCAUCUUCGAGGACGCCAACGACGUGUUCAUCAAGGACGAGGAAAUGAGGGACCGCCUCAUGAACCUCAACCCCAACGCGUUCCGGGACACGGUGACCACGUUCUUGGAGGCGAACGGGCGAGGUUACUGGGAGACCUCGGAAGAGAACAUCGAGCUCCUCCAGGACUUGUACCAGGAGGUUGAGGACAAGAUCGAGGGCGUGUAG